CUUGCUUUCUUCGUUUGCCUUCUUCUUCCACCCCGUGCAAUUUGCAGAACCCUCGUUCUCCCCUUCACAAAUUGCAAGAAUUCUCUCUCGAAGAGCUUUCUCUGCUCAAUCAUGGCUUGAUUCUCCAGUUUUCUGGGGUGGUGGUCUUGGAAUAGAAAUGUAUAAUCCCUCCGAUCAUGGAAAUGCAGGAACUUACAUGAUUCAUGGAGCUGAACCUAACUUGCAUUUGACGACUCCACUUCUAGAGCAAGUUGAAACCAUGCAUCAGGAAGGAGCCCCUGAGUUUAUAGUAGAUCAGGGAUUGUAUUAUCCUACUGCCACCAAUUACGGAUAUUAUUGUACAGGUUUUGAAACACCCAUUGAAUGGGAGGACCACCCUACUAUUUUUAGCACAGAUGGUCCAGAUGUCCAAUAUGCGAGUGCCCAAUCUGAAAGGAUGCCUUAUGUAUAUUACACACCUAGCUAUGGAUAUGCACAGUCUUCAUACAACCCAUACAAUCCAUAUAUACCUGGUGCUGUGAUGACUGAUGGCCCAUUUGUAGGGGCACAACAGUAUUACACCAUUCCUUCUUACCAAAACCCUGUUACUUCACCUGCUAUCGUUCCUGUUAUGAUUCAACCAGACAUGAUCCCAAAUGGUUCUCCCAACACAUUAGAUUUUCACACAUCAGUUGCUAACAGGCCUGAUGGUAAAGGUUUGAAACAAAACCCUGCUUCUGCCCUCCCUAGAAACUCUCUUAAAUCUGCUUCAGAUCGAACAAAUUCCUUGAUCAGGGGAGAUGGACCAAGUAGACAAUCUGCCGUUCGUGGAAGUGUUUCUACUGGUUAUUCUCCAGCUUCAACAUAUGGUCAUCAGGGUAGAAGUCCUGCUGGUUCAAUUCAAACUUCCAAUGUAAUUUCUGGUGGGGAACUUCUAUCUCAUUCUAACAAAUUGAAGCCAGAACUUCCUGCCAGUACUAGUAUAUCAAAUUUUGGAUUUAAUACCAGAGGGGUUGUGCUUGAUAAGCUUCAACCAAGAAUCAAUGCUGGGAAAGCUCUGAAUGACGCAAACAGCAUGCCAGAUAUUUUGAGUGAACAGAAUCGAGGCCCUAGAACCAAUAGAUUAAAAAAUCAACUUUCUGUUAAAGCUUAUACCACCAAAGCAGGAGGUAGUGAUACUGAAGGAAACAUCAUUAUCUGCACUGACCAAUUCAAUAGAGAUGAUUUCCCAGUAGACUAUGUGAAAGCAAAGUUUUUUGUGAUAAAAUCAUAUAGUGAGGAUGAUGUGCACAAAAGCAUCAAAUACAACGUCUGGUCUUCUACUUCCCAUGGAAACAAGAAACUUGAGGCUGCUUAUGAAGAUGUGCAGAAAAUAGCCUCUGGAAAACCUGCCAGUUGCCCCAUCUUCCUUCUCUUUUCUGUUAAUGCAAGUGGGCAAUUCUGUGGUGUUGCUGAGAUGAUUGGUCCAGUGGACUUCCAGAAGGAUAUGAAUUUUUGGCAGCAAGAUAAGUGGAGUGGGAGCUUCCCUGUCAAGUGGCACAUGAUAAAAGAUGUUCCUAACAGUCAUUUUAGGCACAUCAUAUUAGAGAACAAUGAGGAUAGACCAGUGACUAACAGCAGGGAUACUCAGGAGGUACUGUAUAAACAAGGACUGGAGAUGCUCAAAAUAUUUAAGAACCACCCAUUUAAGACCUCUUUACUUGAUGACUUCGCAUACUAUGAAAAUCGGCAGAAAAUCUUGCAGGAAGAGAAAGCAAGGCUGCUCAUUAAAAGCUUGAAGAGUCCAAUCCAGGUGCCUCAAAUGGAUACCGCUAACAAGAAACAUUUAGUUGGCCUGCCUUCACAAGAUCAGAAACUUGUUGAACCUGGUGAUUCUGUCUUGUUAAAGAUAAUGGCUACCUCGUCGGCUGAUAUGGUUUCUACAGUUUGCAAGACAGCUGAUACAACUGUGAUGAACAAAACAGCAGAACAAAUUGCAGUUGACGCCAAAGAUGAUGUUGUGUCUGCAUUAAAUAUUGGUUCACUCACUAUAAACUCAAAGGGAGAAGAAUCUAAACCCUCUGCUAAUGCUGCAGUAGUGGCUGCCAAUGCUCUACCUCUUGAAAUUGUCACUGUAGGGUCGGUGCCUAUAAAAGUAAAUGGAUUUGCUGAAUCUUCCAGUUUCCUAAGAGUUGGUACUAUUCCUCUUGAUCCUGGCGCAUUAAAGCUUGAUGAAGGAGAUGGUUCUUCAAAAAGUGGUUACUAAAAUUGAUCAUCUGGAGGUUUAUAACAAACUUGGAGUUAUUUUGAGCUGGAACGUAUUAUAUUCCUGCAAUUUUGGGGGCAAGAUUUGACAUACACGGUGGUGUAUCAUACUUGUUUCAGUUACUAACAGCAUUGAGUGUGAAGGAAGGCUACAUGCUUACAUACACAAAAAUAGGUGUCGGCAAAGACGCAUCCUCUGUAAGUCUAGAAGACUAGAACAUUGAAUCUCGUAUGGUUUGGCCUGAAUUAUUGAUAUUCUCUUUGUUUUCUUUGAACUUAGGUUAUAUUACGAGAAGCAAUCUUUUUUUAUCUUUUAAUUUACAUUUACUUACAUGUCAUGUGAGUAAA
Molecule: messenger RNA, 2571 nt
Organism: Rubroshorea leprosula
Lineage: Eukaryota; Viridiplantae; Streptophyta; Magnoliopsida; Malvales; Dipterocarpaceae
Source: the annotation of a GenBank genome assembly